AUGGCCCGAAUAAAGAGCCCAAAGACCCCCACCAAAACCAAAGUCGCCCGUUCCACCCCCACCAAGUCCCAGGGUACCUCGAAUACGCCCAAGUCACGCACUAGAAGUACCAAGCGUCGUCGUCCAGAGGAAGACACCAGUAACACCUACUCGGACGAAAACGAAUCGGAAUCGUCUAGCUCCAGUAACAUCAGUGGAACCAGUAAGACCAGUAAGACCAGUAAGACAGGUUCCCGCGUCUCUUCCGACGACGUCUUGUCUAACGCCUCUACCACCACCAAAAUCACCUCCACCGAGAAGAAGCUAGAAAGAGAGAAGAAGCGUAUUAAGAGCAUCAAGUCGAAGGUAAAGGCCUUAAAGCGGAAGAAGGCAAAGGAAAAGAAGAAGAAGAACAAGAAGAACAAGAAGACCAAGAAGACCAAGGGUAAGAAAAUCAGACAACGAGCUAUCGAUAAGGCCAACGAGGAUAUGGAGAUCUACUCUACUCCUACCAAGAAGCCCAAAAAGGCUUGA
This is a messenger RNA of Exophiala xenobiotica, 513 nucleotides long. RefSeq lists its product as uncharacterized. The transcript has 3 exons. NCBI's taxonomy places the organism in Eukaryota, Fungi, Ascomycota, Eurotiomycetes, Chaetothyriales, Herpotrichiellaceae. The coding region runs from base 1 to 513 and encodes 170 amino acids. The record is from RefSeq and is a predicted model, not a curated record.